Molecule: messenger RNA, 1335 nt
Organism: Closterium sp. Naga37s-1
Lineage: Eukaryota; Viridiplantae; Streptophyta; Zygnematophyceae; Desmidiales; Closteriaceae
Source: the annotation of a GenBank genome assembly
AUGCCUUGCUUUACAGAAUCCCUCCGCCAACAGCGUCCGGUGUCAGCGGUGACAAAUUCGGCACCACGAGCCUCAUCCGUGGAUAGAGAUGGCAACCCAGCGAGCGCCCGAUCGGGAGGUCCAGGCCCAGCGAUACCACCACAGCGAAACAGCCGCGGAGGGUCGAGGUUCACAGACAACUUCGUGGAGUCGCUGCUGGCGCGCCUGCGCGCACAGGAUCUGGAGUUACUAGACAUGAGGGGAAAGCUGGUGGCGGGCAACCAAGAAAAGGAACAAGACGAGCGCCACGACAACAGUCCUAAGCGGCAGAAAACGGCACACGCAAGGGGAGAACGGGAGGCACCCCAGAGUGCACCCGACGAGGAUCCUACGUACCCUGAGAAUAACGAUACUUUCCCCUUCGCACAGUUCUCACCGUUCGUACACGAGGUGAUGCAGGCUCAGUUCCAGGCACGCUACGCGUGUCAUUUGCCGCUGAACGCACGCAUGGGCGGGUGGGCGCGGACGCUGUGUUGUGCCGACAUGGCGCUCCCUCAGAUGGACAAAGGGUGGCAGGAGAAGGUCGACACCGGCGUGGCAUAUAUCCGCGACGAGCUCCCCGACGCCGAGACGUCCUUCUGGCCGGACGACGCUCUGAUGGAACGCGCAAUGGCGCACUCGAUGGAGUUCACCGAGAAGGAGGACCUGUCGAAAUUGCAUCUCGUACUAGAGCUCGACAAGAAGAGGAGCGGGUAUUGCACGCACGCGAUGCAGAAGUUCCGCUCGGACGUCUGGCUGAUAGUGCGGGCGUUCUUCCGCAUCCUCAACGGACUGAAGUACACGAAGCCCCCCACCGCACGUAUUGCGCUAGCGGCGGCUCCAGAUGCGUUGGUAGUCACGCCAAAGACGGACGAGGAGUUCACAGAGAAAUAUGCCGCCACCUCCUUUUCCCACGACCUCAUGACGUGGCAAUGCGCCGAGGAAACCCCUGAGCUGCCCUUCUCUUCGGAGUCCUUUGACCGAGGGAUAUACGCGGCAUACAAGUCGAGUCCAAAGCCGCCGCAGGUCGUGAAGCUCUACUCUGUCGCGUUUUGGCUUUUCGGGACGGAGCAACCCCUGCUGAAGAAGACCGUGCUCAAGAAGAGCGGCCCCCAGAACGGCACCACCGUGGAGUGGUAUCAUCACCGCUUGAAGGCCUGGGCAAAGCAUGCCAUCAUCGAGCGCACGCCAGAGCACGGACCCUGGUGGAAAGCCAAACGCAAGGCGUGGGCGUUCAAGCGCCAUGCUCUCGUCCUCAUCUCAGACGACGGCCAAUUCCUCGCGCCGCUAAGGGAGGCCGAGAGCCGCGAUGAGUGA